Molecule: messenger RNA, 564 nt
Organism: Hipposideros armiger (great roundleaf bat)
Lineage: Eukaryota; Metazoa; Chordata; Mammalia; Chiroptera; Hipposideridae
Product: signal peptidase complex subunit 1
Exons: 2
Coding region: 16-495 (159 amino acids)
Biological process (GO): protein targeting to ER
Cellular component (GO): membrane; signal peptidase complex
Source: RefSeq, a predicted model, not a curated record
CUGAGGAGAAGAUUCAUGGUGACGAUAUGCCAGGAUGAAAGAGAUAGCCAAUUGGACCAAAGCGGCCAUCUUACUCCCCGGCUCUUCCGGCAAGCGAAACUGUAUCACGAACCAGACCUCAUCUCCUACGCCCCUGAGUCUCGCUGUCUCCCUCCAGCACUCCGCUGCCCGCCUCCUCAGCUAGUCAUGCUGGGGCAAUUGAGCUCGCUGCCCACACAAAUGGAUUACAAGGGCCAGAAGCUAGUGGAACAGAUGUUUCAGGGAAUUAUUCUUUUUUCAGCAAUAGUUGGAUUUAUUUACGGGUACAUGGCGGAACAGUUCGGGUGGACUGUCUAUAUAGUUAUGGCCAGAUUUGCUUUUUCGUGUUUGUUGACACUUCCUCCAUGGCCCAUUUAUCAUCGGCACCCCCUCAAGUGGUUACCUGUUCAAGACUCAGGCACAGAAGACAAGAAACCAGGAGAAAGAAAAAUUAAGAGGCAUGCUAAAAAUAAUUGAUUGGGGUUUUCAUAAUUCAUCUUUACUCUUGCACUUGCUUUUGUUUCGUGUGAGAUGAGCUACAUUUUC